AUGACAGCCCGUUCCCAAUACACCGAGCGAAAACUUCUGGCACAUGUCCAGUGGUGGGAUGCCUCAACAGUGAAGGUCCUCUGCCCAGGCUGCGGCGAGAUCCACGGCCAUGGCUUUUCAGGAUACGAGUCAGGCCGGAACCUGGAGCGGACCUCGGACUGCGGCGAUCCUCGGUUCAGUUGCCAUUACCGGAUUCACUACCCGUUCGGCGAAGCAGGUUGCGAGACAUUUGCCAGCUACGAAAUCAACAAAGACAGGGCCAUCUUCAUAACUGCUGGCGUGGAUCUAUCCAAGCACUUCCCCGAGCCAGAUGAUGAACUCCUCAAGCAGUGCAGGGACGAGGCCAACAGACGCCGAAAGUGGACUGAAGAGACAGAGACGAAGCCCCAGAGUCUCCUCCGACUUGUCCUGUCCGAAAUGGUCCAAGGCGAGAUUAACCCUGUCCGCCGGCACCUCAAUACCUCGGCAGAAGCAGAUCUAUUUCUCAAUGGCGUCGAAGCUGACACCAUGACCGGGAAGACCGCUUUGCACUUUGCCGCCUGCGAGGUGUAUCCCGAAAUUGUGGAGCUGCUACUGGAGAGGGGAGCUGAUCCGGAUGUGAGGGAUGUCGAAGGCCGCACUCCCUUGUCAGAGGCGGCGUUGUGGGGCAGGCUCAAGAACGUCGAAAUCCUCCUCGACCGUGGAGCCAAUCCCCUGCUAGCUUGCAUAAGAGAUGGGAAGAGACGCAGUCGCAAUUACGGCCCGUAUUGGGAAGAUGUCUACGAGAGAAACCUCGACCGCAGAGCGAUAGUCAACAUGCUUGAGAGUCGAUCCGGCUCAACGGGAACGACGGCACAAGACCCCUCAAAGCUGGGAGAUUUUGCGUUUACCAGGGCUGCUACUCCUGGGAGCUUCCUGACACUCGUCGCUCACUUCGACGUCCUAAAUGAACGGAAGACGGUUGGCGUUUUAUGCUGCGGGUCUCACCUCCCGCCCGUCGCCGCCCUGAGUGUCUGGGCACACAAGGACAACCCAGCAGCCAACAUCCAGAUUGCCGGAAGGGAAUGGACGGACGAGAUCCGCCAGCUCUGCAAUUACAUCAGACAUGACCUAGCUCCGCACGAUUAUGACCAGGGCGAACCGGGACGGUUCCACGCAUGCCACGCCGAGAAGCAACUCGUUGCAUACUUUCUCUCGCUCUCGACCUAUGACGCUUGGGACGUUCCUCCCAUCGUCAGACUCGCAGAGUUGCAACCCCUUGUAUCACUGCGGAAGGGUAUCAUUAUAGUACUUAAGCUUGAGAUCACGGUAGUGCCCAGCAGCGCCGUGUAG
Molecule: messenger RNA, 1311 nt
Organism: Lasiosphaeria miniovina
Lineage: Eukaryota; Fungi; Ascomycota; Sordariomycetes; Sordariales; Lasiosphaeriaceae
Exons: 4
Coding region: 1-1311 (436 amino acids)
Cellular component (GO): cytoplasm; nucleus
Molecular function (GO): protein binding
Source: RefSeq, a predicted model, not a curated record